Molecule: messenger RNA, 3227 nt
Organism: Ooceraea biroi (clonal raider ant)
Lineage: Eukaryota; Metazoa; Arthropoda; Insecta; Hymenoptera; Formicidae
Gene: Vps39
Product: vacuolar protein sorting 39
Biological process (GO): autophagy; vesicle-mediated transport; endosomal vesicle fusion
Cellular component (GO): membrane; cytoplasm
Molecular function (GO): protein binding
Source: RefSeq, a predicted model, not a curated record
CGGUGCAGCUAAAAAGAACAGACCUUUUGUCAAACUGCACUCCCACAACCGAUGCUGAUCGGUCGAACGAGCUGACGAGCAUCUCGGGGUACUGAAUCGGUCACGAUCAGAUGGUGCUCCGUCAGCGAGACCGUUGGUCGUCGAACCGUGUUUGGAAGCCGACGAGAGCGAGAGGAUGGAAUACACUUGAGCACGUUGCGGAGUGAUACCUGGCUGCAAUUUAGAAUUAAUUUUAGGAAUUUUCCCGUCAAACGAUAACUCCGAACCGCAGCAAACAUGCACGACGCUUACGAGGAAACGUCUAUAUUGAAUAUCACCGUGCAGAUCGAGUCUAUGGCUGCUUACGAUGACAACCUAUUAAUUGGCACGAGAGAGGGUCAUCUUCUCAUGUACAAUGUUCCCACGGUGUAUGAUGACAGUCACAAGCUAGAAUUGUUACGUCACAGUAAGAACUUCAACAAGAAACGGAUCAAUCAGAUCGACGUCGUGCCGCAAUACAACCUGCUGAUUAUCUUGACAGAUAAUAUUGUAUGCGUUCACGAUUUGAACUCACCAAACUUUCAACAAAUAUGCCAACUCACCAAGACUCGUGGCGCUACUCUGUUUACCCUGGAUGUCCAGUCGACUGAGAGCUUAACGGGCGAGAAGAAUACGGUGGUGCGUUUGUGCGUCGCCGUCAAGCGUAAACUGCAGCUGUAUUACUGGAAGGGAAAGAAGUUCGAGGAGUUCAAGGACUUUGAACUGACUGUACCGGACAUUCCUCGUCAAUUGUCAUGGUGCGGCGAGACAUUGAUACUGGGAUUUCGUGGAUUAUCUUAUACCAUCUUCGAUCUUAAUGGUAAAGCCAAGGAGCUCUUUCCUACCGGCAAGUCUCCAGAACCGAACAUUACCAAGCUGUCGGACAGCACUUUUGUCUUGGGAAAAGACUCGCAAUCGUUCAUCAUGGACACGAAAGGCGAGCUGGUUCAGCAUAAUCCAGUGAAAUGGUCCGAUACACCCAAUGCGAUAGCGUGGGAUGAUCCUUACCUGCUUGGCAUUGUGCACGAUAGAUUGGAAGUCUACACGCUGGAAGGAUUCGAAGGGAGUCUGCAUGUUCAAACAAUAAAGGAUCUGAACAAAGCUAGAUUGAUAUAUCGUUGCAAGCAGGGGAGGGUUUUCGUGGCGUCUAUGAGCCAGAUUUGGUGUGUCAAGGCGAUUGACGUUACUUUGCAAAUUAGGACUCUGCUGGAGCAGAACCAGUUUCAGUUGGCGCUAAAUUUAAUUAAUUUGGCAGACAUAACGGACGAGGAGAAAACCAGGCAGACGUACAAGAUACAAACGCUGUAUGCGCAUCAUUUGUUCUACACUAAGCGGUUCCAAGAGGCGAUGGAAUUGUUCCUGAAACUAGGCACCGAUCCGUAUGAGGUGAUCAGGCUCUUCCCGGAUCUGGUUACGCCGUCGACCUACGGUAACGAGCAAAGCGAACCGGCACCCAGUCAGCAGAAGUUGCAGGAUCUUGAUCUGGAGAAAGGCUUACGGGCAUUGAUCGUUUUCCUAACCGAGAUUAGACAUACACUAAUGGCGAAAGACAAGGAAGAAAAGAAGAAGGACAAGAAUGGAGCAAACGGAGAGAAGAAUAUAACUGUCGUCGCCACGGAGCAGCUUUUAAAAAUUAUAGACACAACUCUCUUGAAGUGCUACUUGCAGACGACUGAUGCAUUGGUGGCGCCGUUACUCAGACUGAAUCAUUGUCACUUGGCGGAAGCCGAGAAGACUCUGCUGAUGCAUCAGAAGUAUCCAGAACUCAUCAUACUGUACCAGACCAAGGGGCAGCACAAAAAGGCACUGGAGCUGCUGGAGAAACACGCUAAGGAGAAUGAUUCCAGCCUGAAGGGCACCGAGCGCACGAUACAGUACUUGCAGCACCUCGGCAAGGAUCACAUGGAUCUGAUACUCAAGUUCGCCGGCUGGGUUCUAACGGAGGAUCCCGAGCAGGGCCUUAGGAUAUUCAUGGAGGAUAUACAGGAGGUCGAACAGUUGCCCAGACCAAAGAUAUUGGAUUAUCUCCUACGUCUCCACAAGGACCUGGUCGUGCAAUAUUUGGAGCACGUAGUUCACGUCUGGGAGGAUACGAAUCCGCUGUUCCACAAUGUCCUGAUACAUCAGUAUAAGGAGAGGUGUCUCGCAUCGAUGAACGCAAGCGCGACACCGGCGGAGAAGGAGACCUCGCAGCACGUCCGGCAGAAGUUGCAGCAAUUCCUGGAGAAGUCAGCGUACUACACGCCGGAGACGAUACUAGUGCACUUCCCGUUCAACAAUUUGUUCGAGGAACGUGCCAUCAUCCUCGGACGACUCGGUCGCCAUAAUCAGGCCAUCUCGAUAUACGUCAACCUUUUAAACGACAUACCGCGCGCGAUACAGUACUGUCAGAAUGUCUACACGAGGUACCACAAUCAAGAUCGUGCGGAGAGACAGAAGCAAACGGAUAACGCGGACGAAGUGUAUGUCCUGCUGAUUCAGCAAUUAUUGAAACCCGAUAACGAGGGACUUCUAAUGGCUGGCUGUAGCAUGGAAAACCAAAGAGCGCCGCAGCCAGAUUUGGAAAUGGGCUUGCGGUUACUGGAGGAGCAUGCCUCAAAGAUAAGUCCUAUGAAGGCACUGGAGAUUUUGCCAGAUUCGGUUCCUAUAGGUAGGAUAAAGCAUUUCUUAGAGGUCAGUCUGCAGAAUAACUUGAACGCGAAGCGGCGAACGCAAGUGCUCAAAGGUCUGCUUUACGCGGAGCACUUGCAGGUGCAAGAACAACGAAUGCACUAUGAGUCACAGAACGUUCUGAUGACGGAGUUCAACAUAUGUCCAGUUUGCAAGAAGCGCUUUGGUAAUCAAAGCGCCUUCGCGAGAUAUCCCAAUGGUGAUAUAGUGCAUUAUUCUUGUCAAGAUCGCAAAGCAUAAAAAAAUAAAGAGAGAGGGAGUAAGACGAAACAGAGAAAAAGAAAAUAACAAUUAUACCGAUAUACCGAUUCUAUACGAAGAUAUAUAUUAAAUUUUAUACAUAUACAAAUUUUAUAGAAAUUCUGAUAUCACUAUUAUUGCAUAAAAUUGAAGAAUAAUUUACUUACGAGAUCGCUUCUCGUAAGAAAUCUUAUAACAUCAAACGCUGCAGUUUAUUUCAUUCAUAUUGUGCGUUUCUUGUAAGAUACGUGUAAAUAGCUAUUAUCGAUUGCAGAGUAUAAUAAAGAUCAAGAACGAAA